Molecule: messenger RNA, 330 nt
Organism: Loa loa (African eye worm)
Lineage: Eukaryota; Metazoa; Nematoda; Chromadorea; Rhabditida; Onchocercidae
Exons: 2
Coding region: 1-330 (109 amino acids)
Source: RefSeq, a predicted model, not a curated record
AUGCCAAGAAAAUCACAAUUUACAAUAAAUGAGUCGCCCUGCAUGUUGCAUUUAUAUCUAUUACUAUUCUGUACAGUGGGAGCAACUUCUCAUCCUGCAUACCUCGAUGCAUCUCGACACACCAUCAGAAAUAUGGUACCUGUCAUCCAGCACCGAUAUCACUACCCCCCUUCCCACCAAAAAUACGUCACACACCGUAAUUUGCGCGAACAAAACCACAAGUUAGGAGAGUGGUCGGUUGGUGAGGAGUCAUUGUGCAAACUGGACGAUUCAAAACGUGCUCGAAGUGCGUUGAUGACGGAAGUGAGUGCUAAAUGGCGUAUUGGGUAA